Molecule: messenger RNA, 2418 nt
Organism: Stylonychia lemnae
Lineage: Eukaryota; Ciliophora; Spirotrichea; Sporadotrichida; Oxytrichidae
Source: the annotation of a GenBank genome assembly
AUGUCCUAGAGAAGGAAAUUCGAUAGAAUAAGAAGAAAAAAAUCAUCAACAAAUUACAAUAAUAGGUUGACAAACCUGCUUAUGAACUCUGCUGAAAGAAUUCCACCUGACUAAAUAUUACAUCAAAAUUAGUAUUUUGAGAGCCAAGACUUUAAUUAUCCAAAGCCAAUUCCUAGAAAAUCAAAUCCAGUCUUAUAAGAGUAAAUUCUUAUUCGUUCAAGAUCACCUCUUGAAUAGUCAAAUGCCUAUAAAACUCUUAAUUACUAAGCAGGUUAUGAUAGUUAACCUAGCUAUACUUAGUUUAGUAGGGUUCCAUAAAGCAAGCCACCUUUACCUAAUUAAUAAAUCAAAAUGAACAAUGACUAUUUAAGAGAUGAUAUUGAAGAUUACAUUAAUGAGAAAAGUAGACAACUAGCGAUGAAUGAAAGCAAAAAUAAAAGCAUUUCUCCAACAAGAUAGGAGAAAUUGUUUGAUACCCUUAAGGAAAAACUAAGGUCCUAUUAAAGGGUAGAGAUAACUACAUCUACAAAUAAAUUAAGGACAUAAAAUAUAGGGCAAGCAUAGGAACUUAAUUCUCAUCAAAAUAAUGUUAACUUCAAAAUUUCAAGACCUAAUUUUAGACUUGAUCCUUAAACAGUAGUUGAUUAAAUUCGUAAGCGCCAGUUUCGUGAUAAAUAUCUUUAAAUGCAUAUGAAGAAAGAGCAAGAAAAAGUUUCAAAUCCUGCGAAUACUUCAGCAAAUAAAGGAAGUGACCAAAGUUUAUCUAAAAGUAAUUCGAAAUCCCCCAAUAAAUUUAAUCCUAAUAUUAAAAACAGAGAAUUUCCUUUAAAACGAUUUCUAAAGGAUUCAAGUAUUAAAGAAAUACUGAAUCAAAAGAAAUUAGAAGCUGGUGAUUCAGCAAACAAAAUUACUGUGGUAAAUGAGAAAUAAAAUUAGCAAGCUGAAAUUAAAGAUACCAAAAAAGUCUAGAAUGCUUAAGAUGAACUUCGAAGAGUAUUGCAAUAAGCAAAAGAGGAGAAAUUGAGGAAAGAAAAAGAGAUGAAAGAAUUACAAGAAAAAUAGUUAUAGCAGGAUAAAAUUAUAGAUACUCUGCAAGAUAAUCAAUAAGAAGAAAUAAACAAUAAUAGAUCAAGACUUAAUGGAUAAAAUAGAUUAGCACAAAAAACUUUAGCCUAAAGAAUCAAAGUCCCUGAGAUAAGGUUAAAUUAACGAUCAGAAAAGUCAAUAAUGGAAGAAUAAAAGGUCAAAGAAUCUUAAAAGUAACUGAGAGAAGCUUUAAAAGAAGCAAAAAGACUUAAGGAGUUAAAAUAAAAAGAAAAAAAUGACUUUGAUUAGGAUGAAGAGUUCAGAAAACUCUCAGAGGAUCUCAAUGCAGAAAAAGCCAAAAUAUUUAUAGAGAAUUUCUUUAGACAAUAAUUCGCCCCAUUAGCUCACCAAAAUAAAAAAGAUUUCCUUGAAUCACCUUAACACAAAUAGUCAUCUAAUUUAUUUUAGAAACUACUCUAAACCAAACAGUUUUCCCCUUCUCAUGCUAAUAAGAUGCUUACUGUAAUUAAAGAUGCAUUGAAGCUCAAGAUUAAUGAGUUACAGACUUAGCUGAGGAAACAGAAGACAAGGCAAGAACUUGAAUUGUAAGAAUAGGAUAGAAAAUUUAAGCAAUAACUAAAUAAGUAAGUCCUUGAACUUGAAAAUUUGCUUCAUUAGUUGGAUAAUCCUAUGCUAAAUCUGAGUGGAAAUGAAAAGGGUACAAUGUUUAAUCUUGACAACAUAUCAUUUAAAGGUCAAGAGUUUGAUGCAAUAGGAUAGGCUAAUAGCAGAAUAAAUAAUAAUACAAAUUAAAAUGAAAACGAGGAAAUUGAUAACACUCUAAACUUAAGUAUUAGAACCACUUAAAAAGAUUCGAUUAUGUUUAAUAAUAAAUUUCACUCAAGAAUUUAAUCCUAGACAGAGCUAAAAGAUAUAAAGGGCAGAGUAAUUAGAUAAGAUGGCUAAUUUUCUAAAAUUAACUUAAAUGAGCACAAGAACUAAACGAAUCAAGCAUUAAAUCCUCAAUAUGAUUGGAAUACAGAAUCAAAAGCAAGGAGACAUCAUCAAAAGGAAAAUCAAUAGGAGAAUAGCAUGAUUAAAAAAGAAUCAAACACAUCUAUGAAAGAGGAUGAUAAGAAUCUUUAAUCACCAAACAAAAAGUACUUUGAACAUAGAGUUCAACAUUCAGGGCCAUAGACUAAAUUUAAGAGAAAGUUAAAGUAAUUGCUGAAUAUUGAGGGUCAUCCUAUUGUUGGCCUUGAUGAAGAAGAUGAUAAGAAGAAAUAGAGAAGAAAUAGAGGCAGAAUGACAGAGCAUAGCAGCAAUCAAGAAGCUUGGAAGCAUGUUUAUCCUUAAUAGUAUUCAAAAUACUCUGAAGCUUAAACCACUUGA